This is a messenger RNA of Vigna radiata var. radiata (mung bean), 810 nucleotides long. RefSeq lists its product as uncharacterized. Bases 1 to 810 code for a protein of 269 amino acids. The transcript has 3 exons. The record is from RefSeq and is a predicted model, not a curated record. Lineage: Eukaryota; Viridiplantae; Streptophyta; Magnoliopsida; Fabales; Fabaceae.
AUGACAUCUAUGCUUGCUCUGUCGCAUAAAGUGAAGACAAAAGGUGCACAGAAGACUAAAGUUGCACGACAUGAGAGGUCUACGAAACGUGACCCAUCAUAUUUUGAGCACGUUGACACUUUUCAUUCCAGGACAGAACCUUCUUCUUCACGAAAAUCUCAAGUGAAAUCGAAGCCAAAAGAAUUUGCGCGAAGGCCAAUACCAUUGUUAAAUCAAUUUCAUCUGAUUUGUCAACCAUACAUUGUCGAUGUUGUUGAUGUUGUUGCCGAUGGUCAUUGCGGUUAUCGAUGCAUUGUUGCUUUGUUGGGUCUAGGUGAAGAGAAUUGGCCCAUUAUUCGACAUGACCUUCAUGAAGAACUAACUCAGUGGCGUGAUGAAUACGCAAAUUUAGUAGGAAGCUACAAUCGAUUGGAAGAACUACGUCAGUCAUUAAUUGUCCACGAUCGAUCACAGGUUAAUGCUAAGAAGUGGAUGACCAUACCGGACACUGGUUAUGCCAUUGCAAAUACAUACAAUGUCAUCUUAGUAUGUUUGUCCUUUGUUCAGAGUUUUACCAUAUUCCCACUUCGCACUCCACCGCCUACUGAUAUUAGACAACAUCGGAUGUUAUGCAUUGGAUUUGUUAAUGGAUGUCAUUUCGUACAGGUUCAAUUACAACAUGGUUGUCCGUUACCCAUGGUGGACAUCAUUUCCUCAAACCAUUGUUACCCAGAGGCGCGAGCAUGGUCAUCAUUUUAUACACAUAGGAUGCAAUCAUUUAUGGAAUUAAUGGGAUCUAAUAAAAUUUAUGUAGAUCUUAGAGUAGACUGA